AUGUCAUACUACAACGAAGGUUACGGCGGGCAACAAAACUACAACGAGCCUCCUCGAGUCCCUGAGCCAUGGGUCGCGAGAUGGGAUGGUGAAGCGAGAAGGUGGUACUACAUCAACCAACAGACAAACCAUCAGACCUUCGAGUAUCCUCAACAGUCGUAUCGUAACGAGGGUUACAAUAGUAGCUAUGGACAAAAUUAUCGCGGUCGGAAUGAGGGUGGCUACCAUGAGCAACAACCGAAAGAGAAGUCACACACAGGUCGCAACGUUGCUCUCGGUGUUCUAGGGGGCGCUCUUGCAGGUGCAUUCGUGGAACAUGAAGGACAGAAAGUCGAGGAGAAAUGGGACGAAGACAAGUACCGCAUUGAGAAUGAUGUUCGCCAGGAUGUGGACAAUGUUGAAGACUUCCCGGAAGAUGCAGCUCGCUGGACCGGCCGAAAGGUCCAAGAUGUUGAAGACAUUCCUCAAGAUAUCGAGAACAAAUGGGACAAUGCAGUGCAGGAUGUUGAAGACGUGCCAGAAGAUGUGGCAGGCUGGGCCGGGAGGAAAGUCGGCGAUGUGGAACGAUUUGGUGACAACAUCGACAAUGCCUAUGACGAGGGCCGUGAUGAGUCUCGCUACGAUGACGAAUAUCGCGGCAAUUACUAA
This is a messenger RNA of Exophiala spinifera, 648 nucleotides long. RefSeq lists its product as uncharacterized. The coding region runs from base 1 to 648 and encodes 215 amino acids. The transcript is spliced from 2 exons. Gene Ontology annotation, molecular function: protein binding. The record is from RefSeq and is a predicted model, not a curated record. Lineage: Eukaryota; Fungi; Ascomycota; Eurotiomycetes; Chaetothyriales; Herpotrichiellaceae.